AUGAAUGACUUUGGAAUCAAGAACAUGGACCAAGUGGCCCCUGUCGCUAACAGCUUUCGAGGAACACUCAAGCGCCAGCCGGCCUUUGACACCUUCGACGGCUCCCUGUUUGCUGUGUUCCCCUCGCUCAGUGAGGACCAGACGCUCCAGGAAGUGCCCACAGGCUUGGAUUCUGUCUCCCACGAUGCAGCCAGCUGCGAGCUGCCCUUGCUCACUCCCUGCAGCAAGGCAGUGAUGAGCCAAGCCCUAAAAGCCACCUUCAGCGGCUUCCACAAGGAGCAGCGGCGUCUUGGCAUUCCCAAAAACCCCUGGCUGUGGAGCCAGCAGCAGGUGUGCCAGUGGCUGCUCUGGGCCAGUAACGAGUUCAGCCUGGUCAACGUGAACCUGCAGCGCUUUGGCAUGAAUGGCCAGACGCUGUGCAACUUGGGCAAGGAGCGCUUCCUGGAGCUGGCACCUGACUUCGUGGGCGACAUCCUCUGGGAGCACCUGGAGCAGAUGCUCAAAGAGAACCAAGAAAAGACGGAAGACCAAUAUGAAGAAAACUCACACCUCAACUCCGUUUCUCAUUGGAUCAACAGCAAUACAUUAGGCUUCGGUGUGGAGCAGGCUCCCUACGGGAUGCAGGCACAAAGCUACCCCAAAGACAGCCUCUUGGACAGCGUGUGCCCGCCGUCCGCCACGCCCUCGGCCCUCGCCUCCGAGCAGGAGUUCCAGAUGCUGCCCAAGUCCCGGCUCAGUACCGUCAGUGUCAACUACUGCUCUGUGGGCCAGGACUUCCCCGGUGGCAGCCUGAACUUGCUCACCAGCAGUUCCGGAAAGCCCAAGGAGCACGACUCCCCGGAGAGCGGCGGGGACAGCUUCGAGAGCUCUGACUCGCUGCUGCGCUCCUGGACCAGCCAGUCGUCGCUGCUGGACGUGCAGCGCGUGCCUUCCUUCGAGAGCUUCGAGGAGGACUGCAGCCAGGCGCUGUGCCUCAGCAAGCCCACCAUGUCCUUCAAGGACUACAUCCAGGAGCGGAGCGACCCGGUGGAGCAGGGCAAACCGGUUAUCCCGGCAGCCGUGCUGGCUGGCUUCACCGGGAGUGGACCAAUCCAGCUGUGGCAGUUCCUUCUGGAGCUGCUGUCCGACAAGUCCUGCCAGUCCUUCAUCAGCUGGACAGGGGACGGAUGGGAGUUCAAGCUCGCUGACCCUGAUGAGGUGGCCCGCCGGUGGGGGAAGAGGAAGAACAAGCCGAAGAUGAACUACGAGAAGCUGAGCCGCGGCCUGCGCUACUACUACGACAAGAACAUCAUCCACAAGACGUCGGGGAAGCGCUACGUCUACCGCUUUGUGUGCGACCUUCAGAACUUGCUGGGGUUUGCCCCCGAGGAGCUGCACGCCAUCCUGGGUGUCCAGCCUGACACGGAAGACUGAGCUCCUCAGGGCCACCCUGAGCCGGCCCCGAGCGCAGGGACUGAGUGGGAAGGCCGUCCUGGCCCACGCUGCAGAGACCCACGGGAGGGCAGGAUGGAGCCCCUCGGGGAGAGCCACACGCAGCCGUGACCUUCCUUCUCCCUUGCCUCUUCCACAAGCCAGCUCCCCGUGGCGGAAACUGGCAUGGCCUCUGUCCCGAGGCAAGCCCCGGAAGGGAAGAGGCUCUGGAAGCCGCUGUGGCACCGCGCAGGCCGAGGGCAGAUCGCGAUCUUUCCGGCGAUUUGAGAUGCUCCAGGAGCCAGCAUGAUGCGGACACACAAACACUGAGAGACGUGUCUUUCCUUUGGCCUUUUGCCACCAGGAGUAGCAGAGGCCGCCCCGCCAUGAGAGAGGUGGAGGGCGGUGGGCGCCCCAUUUCAGAAGUUAGUUUGUACAUAUUGUUGUACCUUUAAUUGUCAGAAUCCUCCAGCAGCUCUAUUUAACAGAAAUUGUAUAUUGUAUUUAAAGUGAUUAUAACCUGUUUGAAUCAAGAAUGCAGAUCCCUGCUAGGUUAUGCAUUGUUCCCCUCGUAUACAGGAACGUCCAUUUACACAGACGUCACCUCUCAGGGCCCACUGAGAGAAAUCAAAACACGCUGUUCUCAUUUUUGUUACCAACAGGAAUGGGGUCUGAAGGAUGACCCUAGUUUUUACUUCUGUUUUGUUUUAUUAUUGUUAUUUUAGUUCUGGCUUGCUCAUUAUCUGGCCAGGAUUUUGUAUGUUGGGAUUUUUUUUAUAAGACUCUUAAUGUUAUUAUUUGAGCGUGCAUCUGGCCUUUCCAUUUUCUCCUGGACUGUAGAAGCUGCAAAGCAGUAUUUUUCUUGACAAAUGGCACAUGUUUUCCACAUCCCUGCAUGCCAUCAGUUUAUACACAAACACUGAAGUGUAUUUUAUUUUUUUGAUGUGACUAUGUUUUCCAGGCAGCUCCCCUCCCCCGAGCCAGGCUUUCCUUCCUUUGCCCCAGGUGUCCUGUACGACAGCAACAAGAAGACUAUUUUUGGAAAUAUAUGACUCCUUUUCAGAGACCAGAAGGGCUUUAUGUAGCAGCUAUUUUUACUGCAAAAGUAACUCACUGGAAAAAAAAUGUAAUUUGUAUGAAAGCUUUAUUUUUAUCUUCACUUGUGUAAAGGGAGAGGUGUUGGGCAGGGCUGAGGAGAACGGGAGGGAUCUCCCAUCAGUCUUAACCUUAAAUGGAGCGUGGCGCUUCCGCCUCUCUGUGCUGCCAUGUUCUUCCUGUCUGGGUUGCAUGCUCUGCUUUCUGCUCCGUGUCCUCAGAGAGUUUACUCCUCUUAUUUUCUUGGCCAUGGAUGAUGCCCAGCAGCACAGGCAGGACAAGCGGGAGGGGGACAGUGUUGGUGCAGUCACUUGUUUUUGAAAGCGGAUGGGUUUGCCCUUUAUUAGCAGGGUUGCCUGGGGCCAGCAAGUGAUACUGAUGAAGAGUCAUCAUGCUGCGAGACCACGCAGGGACGCAGGAGCAGCUGGGGCCUGCUGUGCCAGCCCUGGGGUGUUCUGCGGGUAAGCACAGGAUCUGUUUGUUGCUGGGACAUCUGUCUGUCACGUAAACACAUGGGACUAAGCACAGUUCUCUCAGAAGCUCAGCCAUCAGGCCGCUCCUGUGCGGGUGAGCCACGUGAACUUGCCAAGGUUAGCCUGAGUUUUGUCAGCCAAGAUGGGAGUUUUACAUGGUUUCGGAAGUCCUCGGAAGUAUUUGGUGCGGUCUUACGUAUGAAGGUUUUGUAAUUUGGCCUUUUAUUUCUCAAAUAAUAAAGUAUUUGGUCAAGCCAAUGCCUCCAUAA
This is a messenger RNA of Psammomys obesus (fat sand rat), 3247 nucleotides long. It is a transcript of the gene Ets2, whose product is annotated as ETS proto-oncogene 2, transcription factor. The transcript has 9 exons. Gene Ontology annotation, molecular function: sequence-specific DNA binding; DNA-binding transcription factor activity, RNA polymerase II-specific. Gene Ontology annotation, cellular component: nucleus. The coding region runs from base 1 to 1413 and encodes 470 amino acids. NCBI's taxonomy places the organism in Eukaryota, Metazoa, Chordata, Mammalia, Rodentia, Muridae. Gene Ontology annotation, biological process: regulation of transcription by RNA polymerase II; cell differentiation. The record is from RefSeq and is a predicted model, not a curated record.